Molecule: messenger RNA, 1487 nt
Organism: Electrophorus electricus (electric eel)
Lineage: Eukaryota; Metazoa; Chordata; Actinopteri; Gymnotiformes; Gymnotidae
Source: RefSeq, a predicted model, not a curated record
GCCGGAGACACGCAUGACAGGACAAGUGUGUUACCCUGCAGCAUGUCCUGUCAGAACACACACGACAGGAUCAGUGUGUUACCCUGCAGCAUGUCCUGUCAGAACACACACGACAGGAUCAGUGUGUUACCCUACACCGUGUCCUGUCAGAACACACACGACAGGCUCAGUGUGUUACCCUUACACCGUGUCCUGUCAGAACACACAGGACAGGAUCAGUGUGUUACCCUACACCGUGUCCUGUCAGAACACACAGGACAGGCUCAGUGUGUUACCCUACACCGUGUCCUGUCAGAACACACAGGACAGGCUCAGUGUGUUACCCUACACCGUGUCCUGUCAGAACACACAGGACAGGAUCAGUGUGUUACCCUACACCGUGUCCUGUAAGAACACACAAGACAGGAUCAGUGUGUUACCCUACACCGUGUCCUGUCAGAACACACAGGACAGGAUCAGUGUGUUACCCUACACCGUGUCCUGUAAGAACACACAGGACAGGCUCAGUGUGUUACCCUACACCGUGUCCUGUAAGAACACACAGGACAGGCUCAGUGUGUUACCCUACACCGUGUCCUGUCAGAACACACAGGACAGGAUCAGUGUGUUACCCUACACCGUGUCCUGUAAGAACACACAAGACAGGAUCAGUGUGUUACCCUACACCGUGUCCUGUCAGAACACACAGGACAGGAUCAGUGUGUUACCCUACACCGUGUCCUGUAAGAACACACAGGACAGGCUCAGUGUGUUACCCUACACCGUGUCCUGUAAGAACACACAGGACAGGCUCAGUGUGUUACCCUACACCGUGUCCUGUAAGAACACACAGGACAGGAUCAGUGUGUUACCCUACACCGUGUCCUGUCAGAACACACAGGACAGGCUCAGUGUGUUACCCUACACCGUGUCCUGUCAGAACACACAGGACAGGAUCAGUGUGUUACCCUACACCGUGUCCUGUAAGAACACACAAGACAGGAUCAGUGUGUUACCCUACACCGUGUCCUGUCAGAACACACAGGACAGGCUCAGUGUGUUACCCUACACCGUGUCCUGUAAGAACACACAGGACAGGAUCAGUGUGUUACCCUACACCGUGUCCUGUAAGAACACACAGGACAGGCUCAGUGUGUUACCCUACACCGUGUCCUGUAAGAACACACAGGACAGGCUCAGUGUGUUACCCUACACCGUGUCCUGUCAGAACACACAGGACAGGAUCAGUGUGUUACCCUACACCGUGUCCUGUAAGAACACACAGGACAGGCUCAGUGUGUUACCCUACACCGUGUCCUGUCAGAAGAUCUGGAAUGUCACCGUUGUUGUAACACUAAAAUUCGCUGGCUGUGAGAUCAGUAAUACUCCUAGAACACGUUUGGCCUCCCACUACCACCAUAGACUAGCGUCUCCAAGCCAUAAAAGCACCACUUUUGCGACUUUAAUACAAAUACAGACAUGAUCUCCUCUAGAACGGCCAUUGAUCU